Eurytemora carolleeae is the source of this 1050-nucleotide messenger RNA. RefSeq lists its product as uncharacterized. The transcript is spliced from 6 exons. The record is from RefSeq and is a predicted model, not a curated record. Lineage: Eukaryota; Metazoa; Arthropoda; Copepoda; Calanoida; Temoridae. The coding region runs from base 29 to 922 and encodes 297 amino acids.
CUUAAGUUUGUGAAAUAUUUCAGGUAAGAUGGCGUUUCCGUCCGUUUGUAGUAUCGGAUCCGCGGCCUUUGUUCAACAGUUUACCCAGGAAUAUGUGAGGGGUAAUUGCACCCAUCUUAUGUUGAAGGGUGGAGUUAUACGCUUACCUGAGCCGAUGUGUUAUCUUGUAGAGGAGGAUUUUUUCAGUGUACACUGGUUUUCUUUUGUGGUUGGAGCAGUAUUUGGAAUUCUGUUGACUGCUGUUUUUAUGGUGCUGUGGGAGGUAUUGGCCAGGCAAGGAUACACCGUGACUUUUAGUUAUUUGGUUAGUUUAUUGGUGGAUGUUUGUACUGACAACAGUUUUGUGAAUAGUUUAAAGGGUGUACUGUGUUCUCUGUGGGUAUGUGUGAGUUUUAAACGCUGUAAGGGCCCCGGUGUAGAGGUUAAUGUGGAGCGGGAUGCAGAUCCUUUGGGGACUUCCAACCCGUUUUUGCGUCCUUUGGGAAAAACUCCGAAGAAAAGGAUUAAAUUGAAACCCCGUAAGUUAGACUACACCGGUGUGAACAGCUUCCUGUUUACUCCUGGAAGUGAGAAUUUGUCUCCAGGAGCUGGUGAUAAUGCUCGGAACGGAAGUUUUCACCCUGGUGGACAGGAAUGUGCAGUUCCCUCUAUUCCUCAACCCGGAUUUUGUCCAAUUAUCCCGCAGCCUGUAGUUUCCAUUAUGAACGCCCCAGUAUUUGAUCAAGGUUUUCAGCAUUCUACACCCUUAAACCAGUCCAAUAUAAAUAGGUCGCAGGCUACAAAUCCGUUCCUUAGUGGAGUAGGAGGUGGGGCUACUGAGGUUGGUGAAGGAGAGCCGUUGGUAGCUGGAAUCAGUGUUUUGGCCGGAGGUGACCAGUCGGUUUUGGAGCAUCCGCCUCAGGUGAGUGGCGGAGACGAGUGACGUUUAUUUUUAUAUAUGAAGUUUAUCCUGUGAACUAUAUCUUGUGUUUUUGUUAGGGUGGUGUUCAAGGUGUAGUGGAUGAGGUUGCCCUUGAAUCUGAGCGUGGUGGUGGUAAUUGCGGAGUGGUA